GGAAUGUGAAAUAUCCAAUAGCUGAAUAUCCAGUCUUCUCGAUAAAUAGAUUGUAAUAAUCAAAAUUUAGUACCGGUAUGGAGGUGUACAAGAAUGUUUCAUGUCAUAUUUUUAACCCAUACAAGGGCCCUCCAAUAUACAGGUAUGAACUGAGAGAAGGGAUGGGCCCAGCCCCCGUCUCUGAUGUUGAAAUACUUGAGUUGUUAAGCCAGGAACCAGACACAGUGGUGUGGGCGCAACCAAGGGAAGUCACUAUCAGGAAAGUCUGUGGAAGGAAACUUGGACUCAAAGUUGAAACAUUCCAGGCUGGAGCCCACAGCCUUACCGUGGUUACCAAGGUGAAGGAGGAAUGUGAGAUUGUAUGCGGAAACCUGCUCACCUGGGACAGAAUUGUCAAGAUCAACCAUGCUUCAAUAGUGCAUUCCACAAAACAAGAAGUGCUGCAUCUGUUUGCUAGAAUCCAUGGUGAUGUGACAUUUACUGUGUUGUCCCUUUCAAAAGACCCACAAGAUCAUUUAACUGGCCAGUUACCAGUUCACUGUGACCUACCUCUAGGUCUUGAUAACAGCUUUGCUCAUGGUCAUUGCCAAUAUACUAAUCAUGUUUUAAAUGAAAGUGCUAUUAUACCUGAGAAAAAUGAUAAUGAUAAGUCCAAGAACAGAGACAGUAGCGAUUCUGGUGUGACCUUGUCCUGUGAUGAAGACCAAAAUGACUGUGAAAAUACAGCACAAGACGAGCACAGUAUCAGACUGACUUCAGGUGGCACUGUAGAUAGUAACCAGUUUGGGAUAUCAGACUCUUCACUGAGGAGGUUGGAAAUGAUGAGGAGAAACAAAGGAGAUAAGCACAAGUCUCAUAAGUCAGGGAGAGAGGUCACUGAUCAGGCAGAGUUAGAGCCCCUGAGGCCAAUGGAAUCAUGGUCCCCACCCUCAAAUUUCAGAAGUGAGCCAAAGUUCCAUGGGCUGGACGAGGGGUCACUGUCACUGAUGGUGAACCGUGACACUGCCGUUUCCAUGGCGGACAUCAACAUUGAUGACCUUGUUACCCACUCUCUUCCUGCACCAGGUCCCAGUAGUCAGCAGUGUGGCUGUGCGAGCUGUCAGCUGUCCAGUGAAUCCCGGGUGUGCUACAACUGCGGGCGCAGACCAGGGUCCUCAGGCUCCAGGACGCAACCCAACUCACAGGCUCCCAUGGUCCUUGAAACCAGGGCAGAAAUGACGCCCGAAUAUACACAGUUUUUACUUAAGAGUCCCCAUCUUGCUGUUUGGGAUGUGAAUACUCGUGUGGUGGAGAUAGACAGGGGCUCCUCCAAGGCUUUUGGCUUUGAUUACAAGGUGAAACUGGGCAAGAACCAUGAUGAGACGGUAGAAGUUUACACCCUCGUCAAGUUGGUGGACCCGUUGGGACCUGCUCAGAGGAAACUGCAGGUGGGGGACUGGAUACGUUCCGUCAACGGUACGCCCAUACUGGAUGCAAAGCAGGUUUUUAAGGUUAUAAGUGAGAGUAAGGGCAGCAUACGACUCAUUAUCCAGCGACCUGUUGGGUUUUCCCAGCAGCCUCCAGGUUUCACAGGAACAAGGUCAACUUCUGACACCGUCUACCGUAUUUCCUCCCCCCAGGCUACUGGGGCUCCAUCUAGCCCAGCAUUUGUCCCACAGGACCCCCUGCUGCCUGGCAUCAUUGAGCCAGAAAAGGGUCAGCCCAGAAAGGUUCCCAUUCAGAAUAUAUAUAUCACUAAUAAUUUAAAUCCUUGUGACAGUGGUACUAUAAGGACCCAGCCUUUCCCUAAAACUGUGAAAUUCCCUAAGGUUCGACUGUUCCUGUGUGGGAGUGAAGCAGAAAGGUGUGCUAAUAUGAUUCUGAAAAACUCUGUGUUUGGCUGUGUUAAGAUGGAGAAUGGAUAUGGAAAUGUGGAUUUCUCCAUUACCACUGACUGUCUGGGGAAUGUUGUGAUGUCUAAGGUGUGCUCAAACUUGUUCUGGUCCAAUAGUGUACAUUCCGCAGGCACCACAAGUUGUGAGAGCUACAAUUCCGGGAAUAACAAUGUAUCAGAUUACAAGUGCAAGUCAUGUGGGAAUGAUUUGAAGUAUGGAAACGUUAUAAAUGUUGAAAUGCAUGUCAUUCUUGAUGACAGACUAUUCCACAACUGUUGUAACUACCUCUUUACCAAAUCCAGCAUGUUUAUUUUGACGUUUGAUGGUGCAAAGUUAUUAGAAUCUCACCAGACGGAGUUUACAAGGAUGCAGAACUUUGCGCACACAAUUCGGAGCUUUCAAGGGGAUGAAUGUCUAGUCACGAUGUACGGUCUGUUACAUAGCACACCCAAAUACUCAAGAAACAUUGUGGACGAGGUGCAAUCCUUGUUUUACAUAAAUAAUACUCAGCUUCAGCAGUAUAAUGUGAUGGGCCCAGAACUGUUCACAAGCGAUCAUACGAACGUGCCAGAGAGAGAGGGACUCCUGAGUGACUGUCGAGGCCUACAGUCAUCAAUGUGGAAAGCAAUUACAAAGUCUGUCCAGCAACACAUCCUUAACCCAUCCCUACUGCUGGUCGAUUUUCUACAGUCUGCUCGUGAGCGCGAUGUGUUGAUGACAGAAGAACAGCUAGGGGCUGUAAUGAGGGCGAAACUUCCCGAUUAUGAGGAUGGAAUUCAUCAGUCAAUUCUCCAGGAUCUCAACCUAAAUGGGGAAAUCAUUCGGGGAAAGGCAACACCUUACUUUUCAUCCCGUGUCCACUGUGUGGAGCAGAUUGUCAUCAUUGACCCAAAGGUUCUACUACGCCAGCAGCGGAUCAUCAUCAACACCAUCUCUGAGGAUAAAAUUCAGUGGAGUAGGGCACACUCCACAAGCUAUGUUUCAUCUGGUGAACUGGGAAGUAUUUCUUGUAUAAGAGACAAUGAGAAUCUCUCAUCAGUAAUUACAGAAAUCCUUGAGUGUGUGGGGCUCAUAUUUCGCCAACCAAAGUCCUUAACUGAUAGCAGUCAGGACUACUUCCUGCCAUACUUUGCCUUAGUUCCCAGUUCCAUGGACUACCCAAGUGCCGGGAAGAAAGACUUGGAGUUGUACUUGCAGUUCUGUGAUCACGAGAGCUCGCAGGCGUUCUACGUGCUGGUGUAUGGACUGGUGGGGUCAUCUGACACCCCCGACAGUCUGACAAUCCACUCCAGCAAUUGUGCCACCCUAUACCAUCGCGAUAUACAGGUCACUGUCUUUCACAACAAGCUGGAGGACAAAGUCAAGUUCAUAUUCAGGAGGGAAGACAAAGGUAGCAAGGUGAAGCACGUCAUCCUCCAUAGCUGGGUCCAGCAGUCCCUCCAGUCCUCCUUACCUGACCACGAGUACAUCCUGGGCCCGCCCUGCCCCCUUGGGGAGAGCUGUCAUAGAUUGGUCGGGGUGGGUGGUCAUGUUAUUGACCUAGGGGACACAGGGGCUCACUACUGUGGGAACGUUAGGGUGGAUACAAUGAGAGGAGUCCGUAUGUGGAGGCACAGUCAGGUGGAAACUCUGUCCCCCACCGUGGACUCCCAGGCAUCCACCGGGACCCAUUUCAUCCCCACUCUGCCUACUGCCCCCACCCAAGCUCUCGGCUCUCUCUCACCUCUGAAACUCCGGUACAAGAUCCUUGACCCGCUCUUCCGACACCUCAAAGUCAACAAUGGCUGGAUGGUUCUUGCAGGAGGAAUGGGUUAUACAGCAGAUGAGGUGAAUAUUCUUGGUACAGAACAGGAGCCAGCUAAGCAACUAAUAAUAGACUGGUCCCAGAGUAGCUUGGAACACACAGCUGAUAGACUGGUUAUCCUACUGGAGGAAAUUGACCGUGUUGACCUGGCAACAGAACUGCGGGCAAACCUUGCAGAGGAGACUCAAACCAGGGGCCAGUCUCCCCAAGGGUCACAUGGGAAUACAGCCAGUUCCACGAACUCUUUGGGGGUGACCAAUAGCCUUGGAAACAGGAUGGAUGCUGGUGGAGACAGGACUCCCUCCCCAAGACUUUUCCAGGUGGAUUCACCUGUUGCUCAGUCAAGGGGAGGGAAUAAUGUGCUACCCUUAAAUAUCCCCCCAACCCCCAUAAGAAGUGAGCUGGAUUCUGAUGUGUUAAUCUACCUCCGAGAGGGGGAGGAUUCCUUACCUCGGGCUGGGGUAGGGGUGGUGCGGGGGGUGGGGUGUAGUGAGGAGGGGGUGGGGAUACAUAGACACCAUGGGGGUGGGGCCGGAGAUAACAAUCUCGGUGGAAGAACUAUAACUCCAGUAGAAACCACACGACACAGGGGACCGCUGUCUCAGUCUUGA
Molecule: messenger RNA, 4289 nt
Organism: Mya arenaria
Lineage: Eukaryota; Metazoa; Mollusca; Bivalvia; Myida; Myidae
Exons: 12
Coding region: 78-4289 (1403 amino acids)
Biological process (GO): signal transduction
Molecular function (GO): protein binding
Source: RefSeq, a predicted model, not a curated record